Molecule: messenger RNA, 576 nt
Organism: Colias croceus (clouded yellow)
Lineage: Eukaryota; Metazoa; Arthropoda; Insecta; Lepidoptera; Pieridae
Exons: 1
Coding region: 1-576 (191 amino acids)
Source: RefSeq, a predicted model, not a curated record
AUGUUAUUUGUUUUACUACUAUUGCUAGCAUGCAAAACAAUAUCAAGUGAAGUGACUAAAGAAGUUCAAUUAUUGAAUGAGUUAUCCAUAGAAAAGUUAUUGCAACUGAAAAAUUCGUUCAAGGAUAUGACAACAGAAUACUACAAUACUACAGUGACUACACCAAGUUAUAUGGAAAAUUUCGGGGCACAAGCAAUGGCCAUGCGAGCUCCUCCCAUAAAAAGAGCAGACUAUGAAGAUGGACUGUACAAGAAAGAAGGCAACAGUAAGCUAAGCAAUAUAUUUUCAAUGUCAGUGACCACAUUGGCGUUUUUGGCAUUCGGUGGAUAUUUGUUAUGUUUGAUAGUACAUGCAAUGAGGGCGAAACAUAAUACUACGUCCGUGGUAACUCCACAACCGACGAUUUUUGUAAAUGCUGGCAUAAAACGACCACAAACGCAGUUCGCUGCAUCAUAUGGUCGGAGAAAGAGGGAGGUGGAGAAUUUACCUGAAGUGAUUUUGCCGCCAGAAGAAAUGUUUUCAGCAUUGUUGCAAGUCUGUGAGGGUUAUGUUAAAUGGAAUGAAAAUAACAAUUGA